Molecule: messenger RNA, 1056 nt
Organism: Lasiodiplodia theobromae
Lineage: Eukaryota; Fungi; Ascomycota; Dothideomycetes; Botryosphaeriales; Botryosphaeriaceae
Product: NADP-dependent leukotriene b4 12-hydroxydehydrogenase
Exons: 2
Coding region: 1-1056 (351 amino acids)
Molecular function (GO): oxidoreductase activity, acting on the CH-CH group of donors, NAD or NADP as acceptor
Source: RefSeq, a predicted model, not a curated record
AUGACAUCCAUCACCACCCGCCAAUGGCUCCUCAACAGCCGUCCCAGCGGCGCACCCAUUCUUGACGGGCCCGACGCUACCUUCUCUCUGACAACCACCACCCUCCCUCCCCUCCAACCCAACCAAGUCCUCAUCCGCGUCAAAUACAUCUCCAACGACCCCGCCCAACGGCAGUGGAUCAGCACGACCGUAGCGCCCGAGCGCUUCUACCUCCCGCCACUCUCACUCGGCGCCCCGAUGAAAUGCAGCCUGCUCGGCGAAGUCGUCGCGUCCACCUCCACCUCCUUCCCUCCACACACGCUCGUCACCUCCGCGCUGGGCGAAUGGAGCGAGCACGUCAUCCUCGACGCGUCCGCCUGCAACCCGGCCCCCGCGGCCGACGGCAUCGCGCCGACGCACUUCCUCGGCGCGCUGGGCUUGACGGGCCUCGCGGCGUACUACGGCACCGCCAUCGUCGCCGCGGCGAAGCCGGCGGACACGGUCGUCGUGUCGGGCGCGGCGGGCGCGACGGGGUCGAUGGUCGUGCAGAUCGCGAAGAAGCUGCUGGGGUGCGCGCGCGUCGUCGGCAUCGCGGGGGGUGCGGCCAAGUGCGCGUGGGUGAAGGAGACGCUGGGGGCGGACGAAUGCGUCGACUACAAGGCGGCGAGCUUCGCGGAGGACCUCGCCGCCGCCACGCCGGAUUUCGCUGACGUGUAUUUUGACAAUGUGGGCGGCGAGGUGCUGGAUUUGAUGCUGGCGCGGAUGAAGAUGCGCGGGCGCGUCGCGGUGUGCGGGAGCAUGGCGACGUACAAUGCGUUCGAGGACGGGACGCGCCUGCGGAACUGGUUCGAGGUCGUCGCGAUGCGGCUGCAGUUGACGGGGUUCGUGGUGCUGGACUGGCUGCACAAGGCGCCGGAGACGAUCGCGGAGUUGGUGAGGGCGGCGCAGGAGGGGAAGAUUGUGCUGGGGGAUGAGAAUGAGAUGGUUCUUGAGACGGCGUUCGAGGACAUACCGAAAACUUGGAUGAGGCUCUUCGAAGGAGGAAGCCGGGGCAAGCUGAUCUCUCAGUUAUGCUAA